AUGGAGUAUGCCUUCAGAGUGAGUGAGGGGGCAGCACGAGUCGACGUGAGCGGCCUGAUGGUUGACUGCGGGGCAACCUCGCACAUUGUCACAGACCUCGCAAAGUUUAAGAGGUUCGAGACACAGUGGCGAACGGCACGCGGUGCAUGGGUGUGGCAGAGCGCCGAGGCGAUGCAGCAGUCCAGUAUAGGCCUACGCCUUUUUACUGAUUUUAGCAGUAAAAAAAGGACACAUAGGUCUGGCACGGGGGGUGGCCCAGCUACCCCAGAAUUUACCCCAGCAGAGGAGGUGGCCCUUGACCUGAACAAAGGGAGGCCUAUAAUUGAAGGAAUCCAGGGUGGGACCUGCACCGACUCUGUUUCACCCAAAGAAAGCGCCCACUUCAUACAAGUGUCUGGCAAUACUAUCACUCUUCUGGAGCCCCUUUAUGAUGACCUAGAUCCGGGUGAAGGCACAUCUGCUGCACAAGACGAGGAGGAAACAAUUUCAGUGGAUUCAAGAAGACAGGAGGACCCAGACACUGUGCAGGCCGACACUCAGCCUGCCAACAUUGUAAGUAUUACCCUGAAGAACAAAUUCACACCAUGCACAAUUCCUGCUGUAUUUAAGAAAGUCUCACAGCAGCCAAGUCAUAACUGAUAUGUGUUUUACAGAGUUCCCAAACAGUCAGGUCCCUGUACACAACACACCUACAGAAACAAAUAGAUUUGGCAGAGAUAAAAAUUCAAUUAAAGAAACGAAAAAUGCAGGAAAUGGACCUCGAUAUGCAAAUCAAAAGACAAACCUUGAGGAAACUGGAUUUGGAAAUCAAGAAACUAGAGAGAGAAGUAAAUGAUCAUUUAAAUGCAUACUUUAAGAAUGACAGCAACACAAUGUAUUAAUCUUUUUUUGUUCUUUUCCCAAGCUCGCAGCAGACAAGUGAGACAUCUAAAAAAUGAAAAGGUCAAAAAACAUUGUGGUGUCUUUUCCUUGGUAUAUAGAACUAUACAAUUAUACCAAAAACAAAUGUCCACUUCAAAAGCCAAAUGAAACAUACAUAACUCAGGAAUCAAAAGUAAUUGGCAACGUAUUGGUCUCUGACCAGCCUGCCAUUGACAUUGUCUGGGAAUAUUGCUUCAUUGUCCCAGUCCAUAUCCAAGGCUACUCUGGGAGCCCUUUCCUUUCUCAGGCAGGCGAUGUUGUGCAGGACAGUGCAGGCAACCGUGAUGUCACAGGCCCUCUCUGGGGUGACUCUUAGGUGGUGAAGGCACUGGAAACGGGACUUCAAAAGGCCAAAUGCCAUCUCGAUGCGGGCCCUUGAUCUUGCAUGGGCAAAAUUAUAGGUGAGCUGUCCUGCUGUCUGGGGGUCUGCAAAUUGAGUCAGAAGAAAUGGCUGACAUGCAUAGCCCUUGUCACCAAGCAAAACACCAGCAUA
Molecule: messenger RNA, 1414 nt
Organism: Perca flavescens (yellow perch)
Lineage: Eukaryota; Metazoa; Chordata; Actinopteri; Perciformes; Percidae
Exons: 5
Coding region: 1-639 (212 amino acids)
Source: RefSeq, a predicted model, not a curated record